AUGAGUCGAGUGUGUAUUGUUGUUUUGGAGGAGAUAGAAGAUGAUUCUCCUAUAUUCAUUUCUAAAUUGCCCCAGGAAAGUAAAUCUCCACAUUCUCCACCUUCUGGAAAUGUGUUGCCAUCACUGGUGCAAGCUAUAUUUAAUGGUGAUCCAGAUGAAGUUCGAGCACUAAUAUUUAAGAAAGAAGAUGUUAACUUUCAGGACAAUGAGAAAAGAACUCCUUUGCAUGCCGCUGCCUAUCUUGGAGAUGCAGAAAUCAUUGAGCUGCUUAUUUUAUCUGGAGCUAGAGUUAAUGCCAAAGACAGCAAAUGGUUGACACCUUUACACAGAGCAGUUGCAUCUUGUAGUGAGGAAGCAGUUCAGAUACUUUUGAAGCAUUCUGCCGAUGUUAAUGCUCGAGACAAAAAUUGGCAGACCCCUUUACACAUAGCUGCUGCAAAUAAAGCUGUAAAGUGUGCUGAAUCUUUGGUACCUCUUCUGAGUAAUGUGAACGUAUCGGAUCGAGCAGGAAGAACUGCAUUACAUCAUGCAGCUUUCAGUGGGCAUGGUGAGAUGGUCAAACUACUCUUGUCCAGAGGUGCCAAUAUUAAUGCUUUUGAUAAGAAAGAUAGACGUGCAAUCCAUUGGGCAGCAUAUAUGGGUCACAUCGAAGUAGUGAAAUUACUUGUAUCUCAUGGAGCGGAAGUGACGUGUAAGGAUAAGAAGUCUUACACACCUCUUCAUGCAGCAGCCUCUAGUGGAAUGAUCAGUGUAGUCAAGUACCUUCUAGAUCUUGGAGUUGAUAUGAAUGAAGCAAAUGCCUAUGGAAACACAGCUCUUCACGUAGCCUGUUAUAAUGGACAAGAUGUUGUCGUGAACGAGCUCGUAGACUGUGGUGCUAACGUAAAUCAGAAGAACGAGAAAGGAUUCACUCCUUUGCACUUUGCUGCUGCGUCAACACAUGGAGCACUGUGUUUAGAACUUCUGGUUGGCAAUGGGGCUGAUGUCAAUAUGAAGAGUAAAGAUGGAAAAACCCCACUGCAUAUGACCGCCCUCCACGGUAGAUUCUCCAGAUCACAGACCAUUAUCCAGAGUGGAGCUGUAAUUGACUGUGAAGAUAAGAAUGGAAAUACCCCUUUGCACAUAGCAGCCCGGUAUGGCCAUGAGCUGCUCAUCAACACUCUUAUUACAAGUGGUGCUGACACUGCAAAGCGUGGUAUACAUGGGAUGUUCCCGCUCCAUCUGGCAGCCUUAAGUGGUUUCUCAGACUGCUGCAGGAAACUCCUCUCUUCAGGAUUUGACAUAGAUACCCCAGAUGAUUUUGGCAGGACCUGUCUACAUGCAGCUGCAGCUGGAGGAAAUUUGGAGUGCCUAAACCUUCUGCUAAAUACUGGUGCAGACUUCAACAAAAAGGAUAAAUUUGGAAGAUCUCCCCUGCACUACGCUGCUGCCAACUGCAAUUACCAGUGCCUGUUUGCUCUUGUGGGGUCAGGGGCAAGUGUGAAUGACCUGGAUGAAAGAGGCUGCACGCCGCUGCACUAUGCGGCUACAUCAGACGCAGACGGCAAGUGCCUGGAAUACUUACUAAGAAAUGAUGCAAAUCCCGGGAUCCGGGACAAGCAAGGAUACAAUGCAGUUCAUUACUCAGCUGCAUAUGGCCACCGUCUGUGUCUUCAGCUGAUUGCAAGUGAAACUCCUUUAGAUGUUUUAAUGGAAACCUCGGGAACAGACAUGUUGAGUGAUUCAGAUAAUAGAGCAACAAUAAGUCCUUUACAUUUGGCUGCUUAUCAUGGUCAUCACCAAGCGCUGGAAGUGUUGGUACAGUCUUUGUUAGAUCUUGAUGUAAGAAAUAGUAGUGGUAGAACGCCCUUAGACCUUGCAGCAUUUAAGGGCCAUGUUGAGUGUGUGGAUGUCCUCAUUAAUCAGGGAGCUUCAAUCCUCGUAAAAGACUACGUUUUGAAGAGAACACCUAUUCAUGCAGCAGCAACAAAUGGUCACUCAGAAUGCUUACGGUUAUUAAUAGGAAAUGCAGAACCACAGAAUGCAGUAGAUAUUCAAGAUGGAAAUGGGCAGACACCUCUUAUGCUGUCUGUUCUCAACGGGCACACGGACUGUGUAUAUUCACUACUGAACAAAGGAGCAAAUGUAGAUGCCAAAGAUAAGUGGGGAAGGACAGCACUGCAUAGAGGGGCAGUUACAGGCCAUGAAGAAUGUGUAGAUGCAUUACUUCAACAUGGUGCUAAGUGCUUACUACGGGACAGCAGGGGCCGGACACCUAUACAUUUGUCAGCUGCCUGUGGACACAUUGGAGUUCUUGGAGCCCUUUUGCAGUCAGCAGCAUCUGUGGAUGCAAAUCCAGCCAUAGUAGACAGUCAUGGGUAUACAGCACUUCACUGGGCUUGCUACAAUGGUCAUGAGACAUGUGUGGAACUACUUUUAGAACAGGAUGUUUUCCAGAAAAUAGAUGGAAAUGCUUUCAGUCCAUUGCACUGUGCUGUGAUUAAUGACAAUGAAGGUGCUGCUGAGAUGCUUAUUGACACCUUAGGAGCCAGCAUUGUGAAUGCCACAGAUUCAAAGGGAAGAACUCCUCUCCAUGCUGCUGCCUUCACAGACCAUGUAGAGUGUUUACAGCUGCUGCUCAGCCAUAAUGCUCAAGUCAAUUCUGUGGACUCUACUGGAAAAACACCUCUCAUGAUGGCUGCAGAAAACGGGCAAACCAAUACAGUUGAGAUGCUGGUUAGCAGCGCCAGUGCAGAUCUGACUUUACAAGAUAAGAGUAAAAACACCGCCCUUCAUUUGGCUUGCGGCAAGGGUCAUGAAACUAGUGCCUUGUUAAUACUGGAAAAGAUAACAGAUAGAAACCUCAUCAAUGCAACCAACGCAGCCUUGCAAACACCUCUGCAUGUUGCUGCCCGAAACGGGCUAACGAUGGUUGUUCAGGAGCUUCUGGGGAAAGGAGCGAGUGUACUUGCUGUCGAUGAAAAUGGUUAUACCCCAGCUUUGGCCUGUGCUCCCAAUAAGGAUGUGGCUGACUGCCUGGCUCUCAUUUUGGCCACCAUGAUGCCUGUCUCAUCAAGUAGUCCGUUGUCAUCCCUGACAUUCAAUGCCAUUAACCGUUAUACCAACACCUCAAAAACAGUUAGCUUUGAAGCCUUGCCUAUCAUGAGGAAUGAACCUAGCUCCUAUUGCAGUUUCAACAACAUUGGUGGGGAACAGGAGUACUUGUACACUGAUGUGGACGAGCUCAACGACUCUGAUUCUGAGACCUACUGAAAGGCUGAGCCUGGGCCUCUACGGAAGCUCUGACACUGAAACUUCAAACCAGCUUUUUCAGGAAAAAAGCACUUUUCUUACUCAGACACAGAUUCAACCUGAAGAAAGAUCACGCAGUGAACAAAUAGAAGUAUUGUGAUGACAUUAGGAAGAAGAAUCUUAAAGGCAAGUUUUGCAAAAGGAACUUCUAGAAUCUUAAUAAUGACUUGACCAGUGGAAAACACAUUGAUGUCAGUUGCUUUGUGGGACUGUUUUAAUUGGCUUUGCAGUGCCAGAAAUUGGGACACUGCUCCCUGACCUGCUUAUGUGGGCAACACUGCUGUUAAAGAAGAGAUAAAAACACUAGGUUAAAAUUUACCCAUAAAAUUAGAGCUAAAUUUAAAUGCAAUAAAAGUUUCAUAUAAUAGGCAUUAUGUUACACACCAAAUUGCCAUGGACCAAAUAACGUACAGAUUUUUUUAUUAGAACUCCAUUUUGUGGAAAUGGAAAUAGGUGGAAUGAGACAGCUUCUAAAGCAAACUUCAAUACUUCUGAAAAUAAAGCUGAGAUUUGGUUUGAUGUUGAUUUUUAUUAAGAAAACAUCUGAAAGCCUUUCAGUACUGUAUUAAACCAUAAGAAGAAGCAGAUGUAUUUUUACAUUUUUAUAUAAAAGAUCUUAAAUUACAGUUUUUAUAGAAUUCAAGACCAGAUGACUAGGUGCAGUGUGGGUAAAAGUACUUGUGACAGAGAUAUAGAUUAGGUCAGGGCUGUUGCCCACUUUUGAGUGGUUUGGUUUUAAAUUGAACUAUUUUUGUUUAAGGGAUGCCGUGAAGGAAAUUGUUUAUGGAAUUAAAAACGGAUUAUUCCCUAUUGUAAUGUAGUGGCUCUGGGGAGUGGGGCUGUCUGAGACUCUACUUGGGGAGCACACGUUCAUCACUUUUAGGUGACUUGGGGUCUCUGCGUUUGCGCUGGAGCGCUUUUACUGUUAUUUAUUUUAAUCUUAACUUUGCCAAGCAAGAAUCAAAAUAAAAAAAUGUUUAAAGACUCUUGUUACAAGACAUUAUCUAAAGCUAGUUGUGAAUUCUAUACAAACUGGAAUUUUCAACAUUUUUAUGUAAAAGAAAACAAUGUAAAAAUACAUCUGCUUUCUCUCAUGGUUUAGUACAGUACUGUAAGGCAUUCAGCUCUUUCUUUUUUUCUUUUCUUUUCUUUCUUUCUUUUUUUUUUUUUUUUAAAAAAAAACAGGAUCUUUCUGUGUAGUCCUGGCUAUCCUGGAACUCACUCUAUAGAACAGGCUGGUCUUGAACUCACAGGGAUCCACCUGCCUUUAUCUCUCUGAGUGCUGGGGUUAAAGGUGUGUGCCACCAACACCUGGCUUCAGAUAUUUUCUUCAUAAAAGUCAACAUGAAACCAUUUGACUCCAUUUUCAGAAGUAUUGAGGUUUGUUUUUGAUGAUGAGUCGUAACAAACAGAAUCAGGUUACUCGGAAGGCAUUUCUGUAUUGGGCAAGAGUUAAAAUCCUACAGGCUUUAGGUUCUACUCAGAUCUAGAGCACAUGUGCAGCUUGUCACUGUCGGAGAGAGAUCGCCUGCCCAACUGAAGACGGCCUUUCAGGUAGUAGAGAAGAGGCUGACAUGAGGCUUUUAAAUAACACUCGUCUGUGCUUCGGUGUUUACUCUUAAGUGUCACUUUCCCGGUAGAAUGAGUUCACACGGGAGGUCUCACUAGAGCUGAGUAAAGUUCCAUCCAUUGCAACAAACGAUACUCAGUUUCAUCUUAACCUUUUUGUAUUGUGAAACUGGACCUUUAUGACAUUGUAAAUUAUCAGCUGGUUUUUCUGAAUAUAAAGUGUGAAAACACAGAACAGUAUUUUGAUCUAUUUGAUAAUUUUGUGGGUUUUUUGAAGAAUUAAUGAGCAUGUACAUAGAAAUAGUGACUGCUUGAAUACUGUAUUUACUUGCACUCUUUCAGUACAUCAAGAUUCCUGUAUAUUUUAGAGUAUAAUAAAACACAGAUGUGAGUUGUAUUUAAUGAAUAAUGUAUUUGUAUCUGUGCAUAUUACUUAAAAAUCUAUAAAGUUUCUAGGGCAUUGACUACUAGAUUUUAAGCAUUUUUUCUAAAAUAUUUACAAAAUUAUAAAUAUAAUCUCCAUCUUUUCUUUAUAAUAUAAAGUCAUAAUGAACCCUUCCUGAUUAAUAGUGGUAGAAGGGUAAAUAUGCAUUUUAAAGACCGUAGACUACAUUUUCUAUUGUACCUUUUAAAAAAGAAAACUCAAGAGGAUUCUAAAAGUAUACCAUAUGUGUGCUUUCUCUUUCCUUUUAGGAAUUCUCUUCUGAAUUCCCUGAGGGAAUUUUCUAGAAUCUCAGAAUUGAAAGAGACCUGAGGUUCAUCCAGUCUAACCUCUUAACAAAUGCAGGAGUCCCUUCUCCAAGGUUGUCUUUCCACCUUGAACACUUCCAGUGACUACCUCACGAGCAGUCCAUUGUUGAGCAGCUCUGUUAGGAAGGUCUCCUUAAUGGAGUGGAAGCCUCCCUCCCGGUAACUUCUGUCCUUGGGCCCAGCUCUGUCCUCCAAGAGUGUUGGAAGGAUGAAUCUUCCACCCUCUGCCAUGACUUCUUUCACAGGCUGUUGACUCCUUUUGCUGAAGUGAUUUCCAGAAGGACUCAUUAGACACAUUGUCUCCACAUCUAUUGAGAUCCAAGGUGUAGCUAUAAAGUAACAAACUCAUCUUUUAAUUUAUCCUCAUGUGUCUGUAGAGACCACAGAUACUGCAUCAUUUUAUGUAAAUGAUGCCAUAACUGAAAACAUUGGGAGGUGGUUUGUGCUAUUAUCAGCCAGCUGGGAAAGCCGUUCCUUUGCUUUGUGAUAGUUUGUCCCACGGGUUUUGGUGUGUGCUGGAAGAGGGAAGUUCUGAAGUCCUGUCCCAGAAAGUGUUGGCCAGCACCAGUAUUCAGAGUAAAUACAGGAGCAAAGCACAGCGCCAUGAGUUACUUUAUAGUUACACACACCCAGUGGGGGAAAAGCCCUGGACCUGGUUCUGUUGUGUUUUUAUCCUCACCCACAAGGGAAAAGCCCAUGAGCUUUAACGUGUGCGUGAAAGAUGACAUCUGAGAUGUGUAUUACAGUAAUACCAUAUUUUGCUCAAAAACAACUUUGGGGAAAUAGUGAUGAUAGGUGACCUCGAACAGUGCCAUUUAUAGUUCAGGAGAUCUCUAAAUGUAGCUGUAAAUUUGGGGUUAAUUUGGCUUCAUAUAUUGGAUCUUUUAAAUGAAAUAAAUUUUAAUGCAAAAA
Messenger RNA from Psammomys obesus (fat sand rat), 6522 nucleotides. It is a transcript of the gene Ankrd28, whose product is annotated as ankyrin repeat domain 28. Gene Ontology annotation, molecular function: protein binding. Bases 1 to 3252 code for a protein of 1083 amino acids. The record is from RefSeq and is a predicted model, not a curated record. Lineage: Eukaryota; Metazoa; Chordata; Mammalia; Rodentia; Muridae. The transcript is spliced from 28 exons.